This is a messenger RNA of Blepharisma stoltei, 4464 nucleotides long. Lineage: Eukaryota; Ciliophora; Heterotrichea; Heterotrichida; Blepharismidae. The record is from the annotation of a GenBank genome assembly.
AUGGUAAUUAUUAACUCCCCCCCCCCCUCCGUGAGUGAACAAAAAAAUUUUGUUCACUCACGGAGGGGGGUUAAUUUUUUGUUUUUAAAAAAAAUUUAUAUAUAAAUUUUCUAAAAAAUUUUUUUUUGAAAUUUAAAAAAAUCCUAAUUUGCAAAAAUUUGAAAGCAAAUAUUAAUUUAAUUUAUAAAAUUUAUGUUUUAAAAUGCAAUUCAUUUAAAAUUAAAUAGAAUUAGCUCUAGAUUUCAUUAUAUUAAUUAUCAUUUAUAUAUCAAAAUUUUUUUCCAUAAAAAUUUUUGUUCACUCACGGAGGGUGGGUUUUUGGGCAAAAAAUGGCGAUUUUUCUAAUGGUUUUGUUCACUCACGGAGGGGGGGAGUAAGAAGAUGCUUAAAAAGCAUCAGGUCACUGAGGAGUCUGGAGAAUAUGUACAACUUACCUUUCUUAAAGCAAGCAAAGUAAAGAAAUUAUUAUUUUAUCUUUGCUAUAUACUGUCCCUUGGUGUCUUUUACCUGUUUGUUCAGUGAUUUAUAAAGCUGAAAAUAUUGCGUUAUAAUUCUUCGACAGUUGGUUCUGCAACCCAUGUCAUGCUUAGAUUAGAUUAAUUAAUCAUUAUUGAGAAGCUCGGCAUCACCUUUAGGGCGCAUUUUUCUCCACCUUGCUUCGUUGUUGGGCAGCCUGUCGCCACCCUCUAAGGGGUAAACUCCUCGUCGCCUGAGGCUCGCAUCGAACGGCGAGUGAAGUGGGCUAGGUCACCGUCCCGUGCGUCAGACUUGCCCUUCCUGAAAAUUCAAAAAAACUGAAUUUUCUGGUCGAGCUGUCGACCGAAAUGGAAUUCGUCGCCAAGGAUGCAACGCCUAGUAUCGCGCUAGGAAGUUGCCCAAUUGGCCAAUAUGAUUUUGCUGGGCUUUCCCUUUCCAACGCUGAACCCAUCUUCCACCAAGAGGUAAAACCUUGGUCCAGGAAUGAGCUGCGGUCAGCCUAUUCCGACUUUGCGCUCCCCAAACUUAGCAAAACCUGGCCGGAUACACAUCACCGAGCGCCAUUCUCCCUUCCACAAGGUCACUAGAUCUCCUCAGCUAACGUGCUAAGAGGGUGGGCUGGUUUUCCUCCAUUUUAAUGUAUAUAUGUCAUGGUCAGAAACAAGGAAAACUUCGAAGAGAUUGUUCCAUUGAGGACCAUUUUUGUCCCGCUGUCAUCCUUGGGAUAUUCUGAUUCUCUUCAAGAAAUUAAACUCAAAACUUUUGUCUACAGGUUUAUCCGUUAUUACGCCACAGAAGAGAAUUUUACAGCGCUGCAGUUCCCUUACACGUUAAUUUAUAAUAAAAUUCAUGAGAGCCUAGGAAAAGGAAUAAUAUAUUAAGUAUUUAAUAGGAAAAUCUCCCUUUUUUCAGUUAAUUAGAAUUAUUUCACUAAAAUCCAGCCCAUCAAAAAGGUCUUAUUUUUGCUAAAAAUUAAUUUUCUAGCAAAUUGCCAUUUUUUAUUUUAAAAUAAAAGGAAUUCAAGAUAAAUCUAUUAUUACAGGCAGACAAGCUUUAUUUGGUCCUUGUCUGGUAGACGUUCCCAUGCCUUCAAUUUGGAAGCUAUUGGUGACUGAGGUAAUCCAUCCUUUUUUUGUGUUCCAAAUUUUUUCUAUAAUAUUGUGGGUUAUCGAGCUUUACUAUUUCUAUUCAGGAAUCAUAUUUUUCAUGUCAAUGCUGUCUCUCUGCACAAAUCUCUAUGAAACCAGAAGAAAUAUCAAGAGUGUAAGAGAGAUGGCCCUCUAUGAGUGUAAAGUCAACGUUUGUAGAGAAAAUCAAUGAAAUGUCCUCAAUUCGAGAGAAAUAGUUCCAGGUGACUUAAUUGAAAUUCCUGAAAACUGCCCUCUUCCAUGCGAUUUAGUAUUAAUAAAAGGCGUCUGCUUACUUCCAGCCCUCUUUUAGCGAACAAAACCGUUGGAACAUUCCCUAUUUUUCUGGUAAAAACUCAUCUCGUAAGCGAACAAAAUUUUUAUGAAAAAAUAUUUCGACAUAUAUAGCCCGAUCUAUAGCGGGAACUGGUUUAUAAGCAAAUUAAAUUAAUUUUUAUCUCAAAUUUUGCGAAAAAAAAUUCUAUAAAAUUUUUCACCUAAUUUUUUUAAAAAAAAAAACUUCAUGAGCGAACACAAUUUUUGUGUUUGCUCACGGAGGGAAGGAGAGUUAGUAGACGAAAGUAUGCUUACUGGUGAGUCUCAACCUAUCCUAAAAGAUGCCCUCCCAAUGUCUUCUCACUUAGUAUACACUUUAGACAAAAAAUAUUCUUUAAGCUCUGGUACAAUUCCUUUAACAUGCAGAGGAGGUGCAAUUGGUGUUGCAACAUCUACAGGGUUUUCUACAGCUAAAGGUGAGCUAGUUAGAUCUAUUUUAUUUCCAAAGCCAAAUAGAUUUAAUUUCUAUGUAGACUCUUUCAAAUUUGUCGGAUUCAUGGGAAUUAUUGGUCUUACAGGCGCACUAUAUUAUCUGGUGUGGUAUAUUGUAAAUGCAGAAGACCCUAUUGAGAUGCUCCUUAGCUGUGGCGACUUAGUUACCACCGUUAUACCACCUGUUUUACCAUUAGCUACCACAAUGAGCACAUCUUUUGCUAUAAAAAGACUAAAAGAUAAAAAAAUCAGCUGCAUUUCUCCACCUGCAGUAAACUCGUCAGGCAGAGUUACAAUUAUUUGCUUUGACAAGACUGGAACUCUCACAGAGGAUUCUAUGACAUUAAAAGGGGCUUGGGACGUCAGCACACAAAAAAUAGAAGACGAAUUAGAAAGAUGCAACCCUGAGCUGCAAGAAAAUAUGGCUUCUUGCCACUCUUUAACAAUGCUUGAUGGAGAGCUCCUAGGUGAUCCUCAAGAAAUUGAAAUUUUUAAUAAGAUUGGUUGGAGGUUUUACCAAUCUGAUGACGAAAACACUCGUUUUAUUAUAGAAAAAGCUCAAUCUCAGAUCUUUGUAAGGUUCAUUUAUCACUUUUCCCCAAUUUUAAAAAGAAUGGCUGUUGUCACAGAAAAUGAAGGAAAAUUAAGAUUACACCUAAAAGGAGCGCCUGAAAAAAUUUCCCCAUCAUGCAUAAACCUUCCUGAAGACUACAACAAGCAGCUUCUACAUCUUACAAGGGCUGGAUAUCGAGUCUUAGCCUGCGCCUAUAAAGAUAUCCCUGAGUUUGACCCAAAAACCCCUAUAGAAGAUAUUGAAAAAGAAGCCACAUUUCUUGGUUUUCUUGUCCUCCAAAACCAAUUAAAGACAGAAACCCACGGAAUCCUAAAAACCCUUGAAGACGCAAAUAUAAGAUGCUAUAUCUCAACUGGGGACGCAUUACUAACAGGGGCAGCUGUUGGGAAAGAAUGCGAAAUUAUCCCAGCAGAAAAUACAGUUUACUAUGGAGAUAUCAUUCAUGAAGAAGUGGAAUGGAGAAAUGAAGAAGGAGACUUGGUUAGCAGCUUUGAAGAUAAGCUGGCUGGGACAAAUGUGUCUUUAGCAUUGACAGGAAGCUUACUUGAGCAUUUAGCGAAUAAUAAGUCAAGAAUGAUACCUGAUAUUGUUAAGAAAGGAGCUGUUUUUGGCAGAAUGUCUCCACAACAAAAAGUCAUCCUUAUUGAGCAGCUACAAACGAGCGAAGCAUUAGUUGCUAUGGUCGGAGAUGGAGCUAAUGACUGUGGAGCUCUCAAAGCAGCUGACGUUGGGCUUAGUUUAAGUGAUCUUGAAGCUUCAAUUGCAGCUCCUUUUACAGGUAAAAAGCUUGAAUGCAUUUUAGAAAUCCUCAAAGAAGGCAGAGCGUCGUUAACUACAAGUUUCCAAUGCUUUAAAUUUAUUACAAUGUACAGCAUCACUGAGUUUGUAUGUGAAAAUUUCUUGUUCCUUAACCACACCAAUUACACUGAGCGCCAGUUCUUAUAUAUGGACAUUUUCUUGAUUUUGCCUUUUUCAAUCUUUAUGGCUUCAACUCCUGCCCAUACAAAACUAUCCAACUAUCUGCCACCAACCGCUUUAUUUUCUGUUGACGUUUUGGUAUCAAUAUGGGGCCAUUUGAUUUUGAUGACAACUACACAAGGUUUUGUAUUUAUGGCGAUGAUUACAAGUGAUUGGUAUACCCCAACCACAGGUGGGUAUGUAGGCGCAGCCGAACCUUGUGUCGAAAACACGGCAAUGUUUUAUGUUUCAGCCACAAUUAUCUGGUAUAUGUGCAUUGUGUUUAGCACUGGCCCGCCGUUCAGAAAAAGCACAUGGAAAAAUUAUUGAUUUACUGGAUUUGCCGCUGUAUCAUUAGCAUGUACUUUGUAUUUAAUCUUGAUCCCUGCAAAAUGGGCUCGGGAUUUUAUGCAAAUGGACUAUAUUCCAGUAAGUUUUCGAUUUAUUUUGCUAAUAAUUCUGGGGUCUGGAUAUGUGGCUAGCUAUUUCUAUGAGAAAUUUGGAGUCAAGAUCGUGGCGAGAUGGAUGAGAAAAAUGAAGCCAUUUAGAAAAAGCAAAUAG